Messenger RNA from Colletotrichum paranaense, 4959 nucleotides. RefSeq lists its product as uncharacterized. The coding region runs from base 1 to 4959 and encodes 1652 amino acids. NCBI's taxonomy places the organism in Eukaryota, Fungi, Ascomycota, Sordariomycetes, Glomerellales, Glomerellaceae. Gene Ontology annotation, molecular function: zinc ion binding; DNA-binding transcription factor activity, RNA polymerase II-specific. The record is from RefSeq and is a predicted model, not a curated record. The transcript is spliced from 11 exons. Gene Ontology annotation, biological process: regulation of DNA-templated transcription.
AUGAUCAAGGAACCCCUAGAAGAAGAUUAUAUUAUCUAUACCACUCUUAUCGAAACCUACUCAGGUCCAAUAACUAGGUCCCAAACGGAUAAGAAGGGCAAGGAGAAGAUCGAGACGGAAUCGGCAGGAGAAGGAUCUUCACAAUCACGCGUCGAGACCAUUGACCCUGCUAGGACUCUUAUCAAAUGGCAGUCACAAUACAGAAACAACAACGGCAACGAUAGCCACAACAAUCAAAACAGCGGAAACGGCAACAGGCAGCGAAAACACUCCAUCGACAAGGGCAAGCUGCAGUAUGCCGGCUGCGAGAAGGCACCCAAGGCGUUGCGAGAAAAGCUUCUCAAGACCAAGGAGGAAAAAUCCAAAUCCUCCCCUUUCUCAAAUAACAACAGUCAAUCAAGCACUGGCAGUAAACCAAAGGAACUCAUUGCAAUGGCCGACGGAACUGCAUUCCGCACUGCUAUAGCACAGCCUAACUACGACGACAGAAUCGCCAUUAUCGACACGGCUCGUAUAGACGUCGGACACUACUUUCCCUUUGCGUCUACUAAGGAGAGGGAAUAUACCGCUCUCUUCCGCUGUCUUACCGACCAUAUAGCUAGAGGAGAUGGUAUAUCUCGCACCUAUAUUCUCACUACGCGCCCUGAUCCCUCUACUUGGGAGCAGUCAAACAACCGCGAAAUCCGAAUUGCCCAAGAGAUGGUUAGAGAGGCUGUCAACCGAGGCAGCAUCAUCCUCAAGGACCGAGAAGGUCAUACUCUCCGCGAUGAUCCCGAGCCCUGGGGAGAGAAGCCAGAGAACCACAUAGAACUCUAUCAUCUAGUCAAGGACAUGUACGGAGUCCACAAUGCCCCUACGGCGUUCCUUCGACGUGUCAUCGAGAUCGGCCAGGCUCUCGACAACGAAACCCAAGCCGCUACCGAUACCAACAACCAGUCGGCCAACACCAACAACGAUCAAGGACACAUCGAGAAGGGACCGACUAACGACGACUCCGCCAACAACUACUCCACUGGUGAGAAUCCUAUCUCCAACCUCUCUAAUCGAAACUCCAUUACUAAUGCCCCGCCACAAAUUAACUCUAAAGGUGGACAGGCACGCUAUAGAGGACUAGGUCAGAGGGUAUGUGAAGGAGAGGAUCACUAUGGACAGGAAGCAGUAUUGUUAGACCAAAAAAUGAUGACUUGUUACAUCGGCUCUACGAAAGAAAUCACUGGUAAAGACACUGUACUCCUUGAUUCCGGAGCAGACAUCUGUCUCUUCAAAGACAAGAAGUGGUUUAAUACCCUUCGCCCUCUCGACGUCAACAUCGGCUCCAUCAAUAGAUCAGCCUCGCUCAAAAUCAAGGGGGGAGGAAACGUGCGAUUGAUUUUGCUCGCAGCAGAUGGAACCGAGACCCCGAUUACCCUUACAGAUGUAGCAUAUUCACCAGGCGCACGUUCUAACAUUGUCUCCCUCUCCCAACUUGCUACGAAGGGCAACUUACAAGGGUCAUGGGACAAGAACCAGAUCACAAUCCUGGCAGAAGGUCGCAACGUGGGACAGGCUAUACGGGUAAACGGGCUCUACCUUCUUCAACUCCAAAAGAAGACGAACAUCGUAGCAAUGGCCGACGCCUUUGCUAGUCUUGUUACUAUCACUGUGACGAAAGCCGCUAUAUUAAAGAAGAUCAAAAGCGGGGAAGUCUGUCCCGUUUGCGCAGUCACAAGAGCUACCGUCAAGAUUCCUAGAGACCCAGCAACUCGAAGAGAAGAGGAAUUUGGAUUCCUCUUCCACGCCGACACAUGGGGACCAUACCCUAUUGAGGGUUUCGAUAGUACAAGAUACUUCCUAUUCGUUACAGACGACGCGAAAAGGUUCACCUUUGCAGCCCCAAUCUCCGUUAAGGCCAACCUUCCCAAGAUCUUCAAGAGACUUCAUAAGACUAUCGAGAAGACAUACAACAUCAAGAUUCGGGGCUACCGCUUCGAUAAUGAAUUCUGGAAGGGCCCUAUUAGAAGAUGGCUAGCGGCACCCACGAACGCACAGCUCUCAAGGAUUAUCACUAAGAAGGCACUCGAAUACAUUAGACAAUCAUCACUCCCGGCUAACCUAUGGCCAGAAGCUAUCAAGUAUGCCAUCUGGCACAAGAACAGAGCCCCCUCACGAGCGCUCCGGCGCAGCUACCAGAACCGAACCGGGGGAGUAGAUAACUCUAGCAGCGACGAUCAGGCACCCAAGACCAAGAAGGGACCAAUUACACCAUGGGAGGCCCUUAAUCGACACAAGCCCGACCUCUCAAAGGACUCUAUCUGGGGGAGCCGCGUCUACGUUACUAUUCCACCCGAGACUCGCGACCGUAGAAAACUACACCAGCCCCGUGGCUGGGUUAGAUACUUUCAAGAAGAUGUAUCAGAAGAGGGGGAGCAACCUCAAGAAGAAGACAAUCUUGAGCUAUAUCAGCAGGAUGAUGUUAAACUAUACGACGACUUUCCCGACGACUCUCCUUUUAUCGAACCAGAGAAUCCCUUUCCGAACCCUCUUCCCUCGAAUUCUCCAACCUCGAGCGAUCCUAUGAACAACGAAAACGACGAAAACACACCGCCACAGAGAGUUACAUCGAGAUUCUUUGGCAGCACCGUGAUACUAGCCAAGAGGCAACGGACACCAAGCGAAAGCGAGGCAAGUUCAGAGAUAAGCAAGACAUCAUCCACCGACGAGGACGAACCGAAUAAGAAAAGGAAGAAAAAGAAGAGGUCCGACCACGACAACAGAACAAAGUGGAAGAAGCGAAUGAGAUUCUCUAAGGACAAGGUCUGUGGGAAAUGCUUAGAAGAUGGAGGACACUACUUCUUCGACGAAGAUACCGACCCAGAAUGGCCGGAGGUUCGACCAGCCUGCGUCCGAUGCAAGAAAUUGCCGGGAGCCCCAGGUAAUAAAUGCCGAGUUAUCACGGAUCCGGAGGAAAUCAAGGCCUGCAAGGCCAUCAACGCACAACGCAAUAAGAGGGGUAUUUCCCUUAGAAGCGCCGGAAAAAGACCAAAGCGUAUAGGCGUCAAGAAGGAAUUCAAGUGCUCCCGCUGUGCCAAGAGACGACUGGCGUGUGAUGGGAAAAUCCCCUGCGAAACCUGCACAACGAAGGGCAUCCCAUGCCGCAAACAAGAUACUGAGAAGGACGAGAAGUCGACUGCGUCAAAGAGGGAACAGACUGCAUACGGCAUGCUCAACAAGGAUUACUUACCAGAGUCUGGCCCAUUGGGAAAAGCAUAUGCGACGGACUUCAACCCUGCGAAGAAGGGGAAGAAGUUGAAUAACCUUAGACUCUGUAUCUAUAAGAACGAGGAGGACGGCUGCUUUGAGAAAUGGAACGUCUCGGCAUUUACCCUUGAUGAAAACGAUCGCCCUCAACUGAAAGACGAUUGGGAAGAACACAGCAACCGAGAAGCACGAAAGAGGGUACUUAAGGCGAAUGAGACCUCCUUUAGAAGCAAGACCUUGUCGAUGUCGAAAGAAGUAAACGAAGAGUCAAGCCAAUUACACGAGACCACCCCAAUCACCGAAGCAAGACGUCAGCUGGCUACGACAUUCCCAGACGGAUGGGUAACUAUCCCGACGGAAGCAAACGAACUUAUGUGUGGCCUAUACGCGAUCCGGCAUAGCCUUCAACACCAACUUCCGCAUCUUGACGUACCGACUAUUCAGGAUCUCCUAGAUAUCUACAGAGAACUAGCAACACAAAACCUUGCUUUCGAAAUGGACAACGAGAACAUGUUCCGAGCAGACCAGCUUGCUGCUAUUCUUCGAGAGUUCGGAAGAAGACAACAACAAUCGAUUGACCUUCAACUAGGAUAUGUCCUAGCAAAUGGACUAGUAGCGCUUGUCUUUCCAGAGGAAACCGAUAGUACGACCUUAUGGAUCCAUAACACUAAUGACCAGGCCGACUCCUGGCGGAACGCACACUGGGAAGGUAUGGCUACUAAGAACCAUCAACAUAACUCGAACGAACAAAGUGAGGAGGAUAAUAGAGACGACAAAGACGCGGACGAUUCCAUUUCCUCAAUGUCAGAAGAAGAAAAGAAGGAAAAUGAUAACAUUGCCGCUUUCAGUAAUCCGACAGUUAUGUCAGCAAAUCUCGAAUCGAUGUUCCUUGAGAUGGGAUUAAGCGAUUGUGACGACGACGAUAACUCUACGGAUUACUCAGAAGGGAUAGCCACUGAGAAGCCAAUAGAUGCUAACAUCGAAACCUACGCCCCACAACACCAGAUAUCUACCGCCAGAAGAGAUACUAGGAAGAUGCCGGACCCCGAGUCAUAUGCCGAAGCAAUAAGAGCACCGGAUGCUGCGAACUCUGAGCAACUGCAACUGGUGAAGGACAAGCUCAAUAGUGCCUUUAAGAUGAAGGACGAAGGACCCGUAACGUACUACCUUGGUCUAAACGUUAAACAGUCAGACGAAGGUAUCCGCAUCCACCAGAAGGCAUACACUAAACAAAUUCUACGUCGCUUCGAACUCCAGCACUACCACAACAAGAAAGUUCCUAUCCAGGAUGGCACGACCCUUUCGAAGAAUCAGGAAAACCCAGACGAAAGAUUACGAACCGAGUACCAGAGAAAAGCAGGAUCGAUUAGCUUCCUUGCGGGACAAACCCGACCCGAUAUCGGCUUUGCGACUAAUCUCCUAGCCCGAUACAACUCAAAUCCAAGCAAAGAACAUAUGGCAGCUAUGAACAACCUAUUCGCGUACGUCAAGGGUACUAUUAGCCGAGGAAUCAUGUACAGGAAGGGCAAAACCGAACUAGCAGGAUUCUCAGAUAGCGACCACGCUGGCUAUCAAGAUACUGCGCGAUCAACGACUAGCUGGAUAUUUAUUCUCGCUAGCGCUCCCAUAUCCUGGUCCUCACAGCGACAAAAAGCAGUAUCUAUCUCCACGACGGAAGCAGAAUAUAUCGCUGCAGCCGAGGCCGCGAAGGAAGCUAUCUAG